UGUAACCAAAGACUUGGCUGAUCCCAGCGGAUCGCCCUGCCUGGGGGACUGCCGUUGGUGGUUGAAAGCCCGGGUCCGGGUGACCGAUACGCAACAUUGGUCGCGGCGGCGGCGGCGGCAGGACAAAUGAGAGACCUGACGCUCGAGGGGGCACUUUAGGGGAGAACUCGACCUGCGGACUGGGGGAAGGAGAAGGAGAGGAAGCGGGAGGCUGCCGGGAGAGACCCCGAGGAAGAGACCACGAGCAAUCUGCGGUGGAUGUUGGUGGCAGCGAGACGAAUGCGAGAUAAACAAGCGGAGGCACGGGAAGCCGGAGCCAGGGGCAUGUUCCACUGCAACGUUCCCGAUCUGGCUGACGCCGCUGCCCGAGGACAAGUGGAGACGGUGCGGCAGCUCCUGGAGGCUGGAGCGGAUCCUAACAGUGUCAAUCGUUUUGGGAGGCGGCCGAUCCAGGUGAUGCAGAUGGGCAGCACGGAGGUGGCGGAGCUGCUGCUGCAGCACGGCGCGGAGCCCAACAGCCCGGACCCUACCACGCUCACCCAGCCCGCUCACGACGCCGCCCGCGAGGGCUUCCUGGACACCCUGGUGCUGCUGCACGGGGCCGGGGCGCGGCUGGACGUCCCGGACGCCUGGGGCCGCCUCCCCGUCGACCUGGCUCUCGAACAAGGGCACCACCACGUCACCAGAUACCUGCGCGGCGCAUUCGGGUUUGAAGGCAGCUGAAGCACCUUUCCAGCCCACCGAAUCCCCCGUUU
Messenger RNA from Tachyglossus aculeatus (Australian echidna), 755 nucleotides. Its product is annotated as cyclin-dependent kinase 4 inhibitor B-like. The coding region runs from base 259 to 723 and encodes 154 amino acids. Gene Ontology annotation, biological process: negative regulation of cell population proliferation; regulation of cyclin-dependent protein serine/threonine kinase activity. The transcript is spliced from 2 exons. The record is from RefSeq and is a predicted model, not a curated record. Gene Ontology annotation, molecular function: protein kinase binding; cyclin-dependent protein serine/threonine kinase inhibitor activity. Lineage: Eukaryota; Metazoa; Chordata; Mammalia; Monotremata; Tachyglossidae. Gene Ontology annotation, cellular component: nucleus.